AUGUCAAAUGAACUGACCGUGGUCAAUUUCGCAUCAGCAGCCAGCGCCAGCCUACUGAUUAUUGUAUUAUUCGGGUCAAUAUUUAUUUAUAAUGACCUAAGUGACUUUUACAAAACGAUCCAAGACGACUUGAUCGACUUCGAAAGACUUUCGAAUGCUGCGUGGAAAACUAUGAUCUCAAAACUGCCUAAGAACUCCUUAGAGGGAAAAUUCUUCCCCCGCAAAAAACGGAGCAAGGACAAUUGUGACUGCGAGUUUGCGCAUGAAUGUCCUGACGGAAUCAUAGGGCCUCCCGGGGAGCCUGGUGAAGAUGGAGAAGACGCACAGCCAGGUCUUCCUGGAGAAGAUGGUAAAACCCAAUUUCCUGGAGCACCAGGUGAUUGUAUUCGCUGCCCGUCUGGAGAUCCUGGACCCAAAGGCCCGCGCGGUGCAGAAGGACCAAUAGGUGAACAAGGUGAACCUGGACUAAACGGCUUCAAUGGAAAACACGGAGCAGACGGUUUACCAGGUGAAGAAGGAGAAAUAGGAGACUUAGGCGUACCAGGAACUGUUGGCACUCCAGGAAGGCCAGGACGUGAUGGCGUCCGAGGAAGAGGACUACCCGGACCGCCUGGUAUACCAGGUCAGGCAGGCAUCAUAGGAAAGCCUGGUUUCGAUGGCGAACAAGGUCAAAUGGGUGACUAUGGACCGAUAGGAGCAACCGGACCACCCGGAGAUCCAGGGUAUGACGGUCUACCUGGCGAAACGGGCGAGCCUGGACCACAGGGAUACGUUGGGAAUUCAGGUGGUCUCUGCCACUGUAGUAAAAGGAGCACAUUCCAUAAACCCCAUUCCGGAGAGAUAACGAAUGAACACCGAUCGAGAGCCAUUUCGAUUGCAAGAAAGAAACUGAGUGUCCAAAGAAGACAAUUAGACAAGAAAUGA
Haemonchus placei is the source of this 924-nucleotide messenger RNA. The record is from the annotation of a GenBank genome assembly. NCBI's taxonomy places the organism in Eukaryota, Metazoa, Nematoda, Chromadorea, Rhabditida, Trichostrongylidae.